Rattus rattus (black rat) is the source of this 2396-nucleotide messenger RNA. RefSeq names its product zinc finger DHHC-type palmitoyltransferase 3 (gene Zdhhc3). Gene Ontology annotation, cellular component: endoplasmic reticulum; Golgi apparatus. Lineage: Eukaryota; Metazoa; Chordata; Mammalia; Rodentia; Muridae. Gene Ontology annotation, molecular function: protein-cysteine S-palmitoyltransferase activity. Bases 145 to 1044 code for a protein of 299 amino acids. The transcript is spliced from 7 exons. The record is from RefSeq and is a predicted model, not a curated record. Gene Ontology annotation, biological process: protein targeting to membrane; peptidyl-L-cysteine S-palmitoylation.
CGUGUGAGGCCGAGUCCGGCAAGCCGUGGCGCCCGGUGCCCGAGCCAUCGCGGACGCUGGAGGCUGGGCCCCGGGGCAACAGCAGGCGGCGCGGGACUACGAGCUGCCUCCAGAUUGACGAUGCCAGCAUGGACGGAAUAGCUUAUGAUGCUUAUCCCCACUCAUCACUUCCGAGACAUUGAACGGAAACCAGAAUACCUCCAGCCAGAGAAGUGUGCCCCACCUCCCUUCCCUGGCCCCGCGGGAACCAUGUGGUUUAUCCGCGAUGGCUGUGGCAUCGCCUGUGCCAUUGUCACCUGGUUUCUGGUCCUCUAUGCAGAGUUUGUAGUCCUCUUUGUCAUGCUGAUUCCAUCCCGAGACUACGCAUACAGUAUCAUCAACGGAAUUGUGUUCAACCUGCUGGCCUUCUUGGCUCUGGCCUCCCACUGCCGGGCCAUGCUGACGGACCCCGGGGCAGUGCCCAAAGGAAACGCCACUAAAGAGUUCAUCGAGAGCCUUCAGCUGAAGCCUGGGCAGGUGGUGUACAAGUGUCCCAAGUGCUGCAGCAUCAAGCCCGACCGGGCACACCACUGCAGUGUUUGUAAGCGGUGCAUUCGCAAGAUGGACCAUCACUGUCCUUGGGUCAACAACUGUGUCGGCGAGAACAACCAGAAGUACUUUGUCCUGUUCACAAUGUACAUAGCUCUCAUUUCCUUGCACGCCCUCAUCAUGGUGGGAUUCCACUUCCUGCAUUGCUUUGAAGAAGACUGGACAAAGUGCAGCUCCUUCUCACCGCCCACCACUGUUAUCCUGCUCAUCCUGCUGUGUUUUGAGGCCCUGCUCUUCCUCAUUUUCACAUCAGUGAUGUUUGGGACCCAAGUGCACUCCAUCUGCACAGAUGAGACGGGAAUAGAACAAUUGAAAAAGGAAGAGAGAAGAUGGGCUAAAAAAACAAAGUGGAUGAACAUGAAAGCCGUUUUUGGCCACCCUUUCUCUUUAGGCUGGGCCAGCCCCUUUGCCACACCAGACCAAGGGAAGGCAGACCCGUACCAGUAUGUGGUCUGAAGGACCUUGACCAGCAUUGCCACUCAGACCACAUCACAGCACUCCCAUCCGCUCUCGGGAAUGUUUAGGCCAAAACUCUUAAAACUUUUUUAUGUCUUCAGAAAAAUGGCUGAGCAUUGCAGAGAAAAAAAAAGUCCUCAUGUUUUAUUUUUUAAGAAAAAAAAAUCAUUCUUUCAAUUUUUUGAUGACUGAAGCUGCUCUUUUUCCUUUUAAAAUCACUUCUCUGGCCUCUGUUUCCUCUCUGCUGUCUGUCAGCAUGACUAACGUCGAGGGUGCUGCCCAGGCCUUGCCCCUUCUACUAAUUGAAUGCCCCCUGAUGCUGUGCGUGGAUGAACUGGCCCAGUAGGAAAGCCAAGAGGGCCCUGACCUCCUCCUGCCCACAGGGCAGCACUGGCGUCCACAGGACUCAGAACCUCAUGAAGAUGAUGCUAACCCCUUGAGGCCUAAGGAUGGAAAGAUUGGGGCUGAAGCCGUCAUAAGGGUCCUUGGCGCAGUGGUCUCCUGCACUAGUGGACAGUUUGCCUCAGUCUCAGAAAUCAGUUGUCAGCCUUGUAGUUGAUGGGCAUGGGUGUAAAGAAUGGUGUGGGGGAGGGGAGAGGUAAAGGGGCCUUUGUAUUCUGAAUCAGCAAUUAUGUCACUCUGGCUUUUUGGGAAGAUACGAAAGAGAUGUUUCCCAGUUCAAAAUGCCUUAUACAAUCACAAGAGGAAAAACAAUUUCAGGCAAGCUACAACUACUUCCUACCCCAGUUUCUGCCCUUUCCCAGCAAGAUUUCAGUCAUUGGGAGGGAAACAGACUUGCCACCUGUCAGGAUCAUCUCAUUCUUAACUAUGUCAUGGGCAUAUACUUUCUAGAGUUAAGUCCUCUAGAUGUGCACAGACCUGUCUUACAUUUGUUUAGCCCGGGAAGUGGUUGUAGAUGUUAGGUAACACUCUUAGAGUUGCCAGGUAGCCCCUACUCACCUGCUUCUCAGCCUGCCACACAGAUGAGCUUUCCCAUCAGUAGGCACUGCCUAAGCAAAGUCACACAGGGAAGAGCUGGUCUCGAGCUGGGGAAGGACCAGAGGGUGUAGGAGAUGCUGAGAGAAGACCAUUCUUGAACCCUACAGCCAUGUGGAACCUGAGCACCAUGAAGUCCCCCACACCAGUGGGUUUAAAAGCAAUCACCACAAAACUCCUUUUUAGCUUUUGCUUGGGGUGGGAGUGGGGAUGAGGUUUUCACUCUAGUUGUGGGCAGGAAGAAAGUUAAUGUAGCCCUGUGGUUUUUUUUCAGAAGUCGGUGGGACACUCUGCCUCUUCCCAACUCUGUCAGUGCUUCCACAUGGGAACAAUGCAAUAAACCUUUUCCAAACCUG